Molecule: messenger RNA, 789 nt
Organism: Panthera uncia (snow leopard)
Lineage: Eukaryota; Metazoa; Chordata; Mammalia; Carnivora; Felidae
Product: zinc finger protein 77-like
Exons: 1
Coding region: 1-789 (262 amino acids)
Biological process (GO): regulation of transcription by RNA polymerase II
Cellular component (GO): nucleus
Molecular function (GO): DNA-binding transcription factor activity, RNA polymerase II-specific; RNA polymerase II transcription regulatory region sequence-specific DNA binding
Source: RefSeq, a predicted model, not a curated record
AUGACCACUCACAGUACUGUGAAACCGUAUGAAUGUAAGCAAUGUGGCAGAGCCUUCCGGGAUCACACAGACCUGCGAGUGCAUAUGAGGACACACACUGGGGAAAGACCAUAUGAAUGUCAACAAUGUGGGAAGGCCUUCAGAUAUCUUGGGAAUCUGCGAGAGCAUGUGACAAUACACACGGGGGAGAGACCCUAUGAAUGUCAGGAGUGUGGGAAAGCCUUCAGGUAUAACUCAUGCCUGCGAGAACAUGUGAGGAAACACACUGGGGAGAGGCCCUAUAAAUGUCAGCACUGUGGAAAAGCCUUCAUUCGACACCACACCCUCGUACUACAUACUGCGAGAAGACACUCAGUGGGUGGACACUUGGAAUGUAAGGAGUGUGGGGAAACCUUCCGGAAGCAUCAACCUUUUCAACGUCACAUGACCACACACAAUGUAGUGAAACCCUAUGAAUGUCAGGAGUGUGGGAAAGCCUUCAGGUAUCACAGAGACCUACGAAUACAUGCACGGACACACACUGGGGAAAAACCCUGUAAAUGCCAGCACUGUGGGAAAGCCUUCACAUCUCCUUCCAACCUGGGAGCACACAUGAGGACACAUGCUGAGGAGAGACUUUUUGAGUGUAUGGAGUGUGGGAAAGCUUUCCGUCAGCUGCAAAAUUUUCAAAGUCAUUUGAAAACACACAGCACCAUUAAAUCCUAUGAAUGUAAGAAGUGUGGGAAGGUGUACAAGUUCUCCUCCUCUCUUCGAGCGCAUAUGAAGAAGCACCCUGGGGAGAGACCUUGA